Molecule: messenger RNA, 800 nt
Organism: Pygocentrus nattereri (red-bellied piranha)
Lineage: Eukaryota; Metazoa; Chordata; Actinopteri; Characiformes; Serrasalmidae
Gene: cdca9
Product: cell division cycle associated 9
Exons: 10
Coding region: 35-772 (245 amino acids)
Biological process (GO): mitotic sister chromatid segregation
Cellular component (GO): chromosome passenger complex; spindle midzone; chromosome, centromeric region
Source: RefSeq, a predicted model, not a curated record
CGAUGGUGGGCACGGUGGAGGAGGGUUGGACACCAUGGCUACACGGAAAACUCGGAAUGUUAGUCACGCUUCUGUCGGCCAGCCUGAAGGCCAGCCUGGAGUGGAUAAGCUGAGGAAGAGGAAGGAGCUCUUCAUCCAGCAGUUCGAGAAGGAAGCGCAGGAACGGAUCAACGAGAUGGAGGCCAAGCUGGACAAACUGCUGUCCACCGUGGACCGGGCGUUCAAGAUCGAGAUGAUGAAGCUGCCGCAGUCCCUCCACACCACGCUGGUCAAAGACCUGAUGAAUGCCCAGGAGUCCUCAGUUGGGGAGGUCACCAUGGCCAUCGCGUCUGCCUCUCCAGAUAUAAGCAGACCUCUUAGCAGGAAACCCAGCAAAAAAGUCAAGGACAGUAACUCGACGCAGCAGAAAUCUACCGGUCAGAUCAAGACGGACGAAGGCACCAAGAGACGAGCCAAGAAGAAAAUGCAGUCCAGUAGCAGCACGGGAAACCUCAGAAGUGCCUCGGCGAUCAGCUCGACGAGGACCAACGGCCGAGUGAUGAAACUCAGUGACCAGGCGAGAUUAACGAGUCGCUCACUCAGCGAAGACCUCUCUGGGAGCGCUGCAGCCAUGAUCAAGACGUCUCUCGGGGAGACGCUGCUUCUGUCUGAGGAGAAUAAAGACGCGGUCAGACUUGAACUUCUGGAUGAUUUGGCGCUGUGUCAGAUGCAGAAGAUCAAGGAGCUGAUGGACUACCUGUUCAACAAGGUUAAGAUGAACAACACUCAGUGAUGUGGUUUGCAGAGCGUUGAUGGUUUUA